Messenger RNA from Chara braunii, 2049 nucleotides. The record is from the annotation of a GenBank genome assembly. NCBI's taxonomy places the organism in Eukaryota, Viridiplantae, Streptophyta, Charophyceae, Charales, Characeae.
UCCAAAUCUUGGGGUGGGAGGACGCGAAGGGGGGCUGACGACAUUUCCGUAUGGAAAAGGUUUAUGGCUCCAAGGGCAACGUCGUUGCCAAUUCGAAAGGGGUGUUGUUGGACCUCCAAUUGUGUGAGGGGUUCGGAGUGGGUGUUGUGGAGACCCCGUUCUACAGAGAACUCGUUCUCGUGGGUGGUUUUGUUUUGGCGCGUGAGUUUUUCGACAAGCUGGAGGACAAGAACUUCGUUCUCGACGUCCCCUGCGACGUCGGCCCCUCCCUGGAGCUGUCGUUGCCGUUCAGGCCGUGCGGCGGUUACGAGUCAAGCGGGGCGGCGGCGGAGGGCGGUGAUCUGGGUUCUGGUCUGGCUACUCAGCUGCACCGUGGCGAGAGUCGGGGACAGUUCGACGACAGCGAGGACGAGGGGCCUGCAGUGCCGUUGAGGGACAGGCGGCGGUCUGUGUUGUCUAUUCCUGGGGUCGACAUUCGCGAUUCGGUUCAACGGGAGAGUGCGGAACCUACAAGAAAGGUGGCAGCCUCUUCGGAGGUCGACUUGGAGGCGAGCGAGGGCCAGAGUGUGGAUGAGGUAACCGCGGGCGGCCUGGGCACGCAAGGCACUCCGCAAAAGAGGAGGGGGGAUCGCACAGACGAGUUCGUCGGUUCUACGAAGAAGCUGAAGAGCAAGGCCCCCAGGACUGCAGGAGAGAAACGCAAGGGGACCGAGGGGGAGCAGGGCCGGCAGGUUGCCAAACGGUCGUCUUCGAGAGAGAAGCAGCCUGCGUCUGGAACGUCUUCUCCACCGACGGAAAGGCCUCCAAUCGACGUCGACGCCGGGUAUUUCCUCGAGUACAAAGACGGCGUUCGGACAAAGAGGGAGUUCGAGGUUAGCCCUGCGCAGGUCAUCAACCUCGGAGAGUGGGAGGACAUGUACAACCAGCGGUCCUUGGAUCCCGUGCUUGUGGAAGAAAUCAAAGAAGCGAUGCGGUUGGCGUUCGAAAACAAAGCACAGUCUUACGAUUUGCCUACCCUGAAGCUGGCACCGCUGGGGCUUGAUAAACUGACUCCGGGGACCAAGGCAGAACGUCUGAGGCCGGAGGAAUGGAUGGAUGAGCUGGCGGGGCAAUACUACUACUACGUGGUGUGUGGGCAGCACAACGCGGCUGCAACGAGGUCGCUGCUCGGCAGCGAGGUGGCCAGGAAAUACAAUUUCGAGCGGUGGCCUGCAUGCAUGCUCUACUUUUCGGACGACGACUUCGAAGGGCACUUCCUUGUCAGUUCCCAGGACAACAAGAAGGACCUGAAGGCGCCCCCGAGACAGCUGAAGCUGUCAAUGAAAGACAUUAGGUGGCAGUGGAAGCGCGACGGGUGCCCGCGUGCUCUUAUGGAAAACUGCAGCGGAAAACAGGAUCAGGUCCGAAAGUGGCGUGAAUUUUGUGAAGUCGCGCUCAAUAUGACGCUGCACAACAACUUGCGGAUGCUGGCAGAUCAGAAGGGCGACGACGCCAUCAGGAAGCAAGGCGCUGCCCUGCGUUCCUAUUUCCCGCUGGCAAUGGCAGGGGAGAACGUUUGGAAACUGGUCGUCGAUUUUUUUGUGAAAUGGGAGACUGGUAGAUUGCUCGGCCACGGCGGCGCAAAGUGGAUCAUGCGGAAGAAGAAGGUCAAAAAUGUGAAGCCCGGGGUUGCCUACAUCGAGAACGACAAGACGGGCAGGAAAGAGGUCGUGUACAACGUCCCUGUGGACCCGCCGACAAAGAAAGGCAAAAAGGAGAAAGAGGAGGGCGACUGGUUCGUGCAAGUGCCUGAGCCAGACGCACAUUGUUGGAAAGCGAUGGAGUCGCUGACUGACAACGAGAAGCGCCGCGUCUUGAAGAAGGUGCUCGCUUGCGAGGUGGUUUGGGUCCAGGCCGGCUCCGCGGCGUUGGCGAAGCUCGGGAAGCUGAGCGUCCAAGACAUGGUUCAUUUGGUGAAGUGCGACCGGGUGCUGGUGCGUCUGUGGAACUACUACCAGUUCUAGCACGGGAAGAGGCCGGACGCGGAUUGGAGCCAGAGGUGCCCGUUCC